GGGGAGAACUGAGGCAGGAGUGGGGGGGAGGGGAGAGCGGCCUCCCUCUCCUCCUGUCGCCAUGGCAACAGCCGCUGCCAACCAGGAAAUGGCCUCGGAUGUCCCCUUGCUGGGCUCUGCUUCAGGGACGCCUGGACCCGACGCAUGUUCUGGAGGGACCAUCGUCCAGAGAGCAAACAAGCGGAGGACGGGGCUUGAUUUUGAUGACGACGGAGAAGGGAACAGCAAAUUUCUCAGGUGCGAUGAUGACCAGCUCCCGAAUGACAAGGAGCGGUUUGCUAGGUCUGAUGAUGAGCAGAGCUCAGCGGAUAAGGAAAGACUGGCCAGGGAGAACCACAGCGAGAUCGAGCGCCGCCGGAGGAACAAAAUGACGGCCUACAUCACGGAGCUGUCGGACAUGGUGCCCACCUGCAGCGCCCUGGCCCGCAAGCCGGACAAGCUCACCAUCCUGCGCAUGGCCGUCUCGCACAUGAAGUCCCUGCGGGGCACCGGGAACACCUCCACCGACGGCACCUACAAGCCCUCCUUCCUCACCGACCAGGAGCUCAAACACUUGAUUCUGGAGGCGGCCGACGGGUUCCUCUUCAUCGUGUCCUGCGAGACGGGCCGAGUGGUCUACGUCUCCGACUCCGUGACGCCCGUCCUGAACCAGCCCCAGUCCCAGUGGUUCGGCAGCACCCUCUACGACCAGGUGCACCCCGACGACGUGGACAAGCUGCGGGAACAGCUCUCCACGUCGGAGAACGCCCUCACAGGUCGCAUCCUGGACCUGAAGACGGGGACCGUCAAGAAGGAAGGGCAGCAAUCCAUGCGGAUGUGCAUGGGAUCCCGGCGGUCUUUCAUUUGUCGGAUGAGAUGCGGCAACGCCACGGUGGAUCCAGUCUCCAUGAACCGCCUCAGCUUUAUGAGAAACAGGACCCGGAAUGGGUUGGGUGCUGUGAAGGAUGGCGAGCCUCAUUUUGUCGUGGUCCACUGCACAGGCUACAUCAAAGCCUGGCCCCCGGCAGGGGUCUCCCUCCCAGAUGACGACCCAGAUGCUGGACAGGGGAGCAAGUUCUGCCUGGUGGCCAUUGGCAGGCUGCAGGUCACAAGCUCGCCCAGCUGCGUGGACAUGAACACCGUGUGCCAGCCCACCGAGUUCAUAUCGCGGCACAACACCGACUGCCUCUUCACCUUCGUCGACCACCGCUGCGUGGCCACCGUUGGCUACCAGCCGCAGGAACUCUUGGGAAAGGAUAUCGUUGACUUCUGCCACCCAGAAGACCACCAGCUUCUGAGGGACAGCUUCCAGCAGGUGGUGAAGUUAAAAGGCCAAGUUCUGUCCGUCAUGUUCCGUUUCCGGUCCAAGAACCAAGAAUGGCUCUGGAUGAGAACUAGCUCCUUCACCUUCCAGAACCCCUACUCAGAUGAGAUAGAGUACAUCAUCUGUACCAACACCAAUGUGAAGAACGCCAGCCAGGAAUCCCGGCCUGCCUUGGCCAAUCAGAUGCAGCGGCCCCAACUGGGCCCGAACGCCAGCCUGCCUUUGGAGAUGAGUCCUGCCCAGCUGGCGACGAGGCAGCAGGCGACGCAGCCAACAGACGUCGACGUGGUCCCUGUCAGGGAGAGCUUAGCCAGUUACGACCACGCCCAGGCUGCCGUUCAACCGGUGGCCUCCACCGGCCCGGACCAUGGCAAACCUCUGGAGAAAGCAGAGACCCUCUUCAGUCAGGAGCGGGACCCUCGCUUCAGUGAAAUUUACAGCAGCAUCGGCACAGACCAGACGAAAGCCGUCUCUUCUGGCUCUCUGCCCGCCAGCCAGUCCCUCUUCUCCCAGGGAAGCAGUUUCAUAGCUCCGCGUCCCACCGAGAACUUCAGGAGCAGCACAAUGGUGCCCCCCGUGAACGUCAUUCAGCAGCAGCUGCCCACGGCACCGCAUUCAGCCUCGGCGGGGCAGAUCCUGGCCCAGAUCUCUCGCCACUCCAACCCCGAUCAGGUCUCCGGGACCACGUGGGCUUCAGGGACGACACGCACAUCUUUCACAGCCCAGCAAGUGGCUUCCCAGGCUGUUAAGACUCGGCCGCCUUCCUUUGCCAUGGGCACCUUCCAAGGCACCCCAUCCUCCUUCAGCCCCAUGUCGACACAAGGCUCCACAGCUUCGCCAGGUGGCUCUGCUUACCCAAGCCUUGCCAGCCGCAACGCCAGCUUUGCUGCUGGAGAGAGCGGGCAGGCCCCAGCCCCGUUCCAGCCCCGGGCAGCGGAGGGGGUCGCCGUGUGGUCGCAGUGGCAGGGUCAGCACCACGGACAGAGUCCAAGCGAGUCGCACGCCCAGCAGCCGCCGCCAAACCAGUCGGAAGUCUUCCCGGACAUGUUGUCCAUGCUGGGGGAACAGGGAGCCAGCUACAACAACGAAGAGUUUCCCGAGCUGAACAUGUUCCCUCCCUUUUCGGAAUAAGGAUGGGAAAACAAUCUGUGCAGACAGUGCAG
Messenger RNA from Lacerta agilis (Sand lizard), 2466 nucleotides. RefSeq names its product aryl hydrocarbon receptor nuclear translocator (gene ARNT). Gene Ontology annotation, cellular component: cytoplasm; nucleus; transcription regulator complex. The record is from RefSeq and is a predicted model, not a curated record. Gene Ontology annotation, molecular function: DNA-binding transcription factor activity, RNA polymerase II-specific; RNA polymerase II cis-regulatory region sequence-specific DNA binding; protein dimerization activity. Bases 62 to 2434 code for a protein of 790 amino acids. Gene Ontology annotation, biological process: regulation of transcription by RNA polymerase II. NCBI's taxonomy places the organism in Eukaryota, Metazoa, Chordata, Lepidosauria, Squamata, Lacertidae. The transcript is spliced from 22 exons.